AUGUUUGGCUUUGGCUCGUCCAUCUUCAGCUCUGCCUCCACUUUGAUAACAUCAGUUGUUCAGGACGAGCCCCGGACCACACCGCCAGCUUCCCCCAAGAUGCCCCCUGCAAAGGAGACCAAACUACCUGCUGCUCAGAAAGCAGAGGAGAAGAAAUCAGCGCAUCCCCAGAAGGCCAAUGUCCCCCCAUCAGUACAUGCCAAAGUGGACAAACCCCCAUCAGCUCCUCCAAAGGGAGCAGCAUCCUCCCAACCAGCACCCAAAGCAGGCCAAUCUACCUGUCCACUCUGCAAGGUGGAACUCAACAAGGGCUCCAAGGACCCUCCCAACUACAAGACCUGCACAGAAUGCAAGAACACUGUCUGCAACCUCUGUGGAUUUAACCCCAUGCCACAUGAAACAGUGAAGGAAUGGCUCUGUCUGACCUGCCAGAUGCAGAGAGCACUUGGAGCAGUGGAACCCCCAGGACCUCCCAUGAUGAAAUCCCAACCGUUGCCCAGCAUAGUCUCUACACCUGUUGCACUUCAAAAGGAGAAUGUCACACCUGCUGCAUCUCCAAAGCCGACUCCAGCUCCAGCUAAACCCCAGAAGGAGGAGAUCCCAGUACCUGCGGCUGGCCAACAAGAGAUCACUCCACCCACUGUACCUCAGGAGACACCAAUUCCCGCUGGAACCCCAGCACCAAAUGCAGACAAAAAGGAGGAGACCCCACCACUAGGAUCCUCACAAAAUAAACAAGCUUCACCUGCUCUGGCUAAGAAGGAGAAUCAAGAACCUAUAAUUGUACAGAAACCAGUGGACCAACCAAUUCCAGCAACACCCAAAACCAGUGGAGCUGCUACACCUGUACAGCAGCCAGACAAGCAAACUCCUCCACUGCAACAGCCUGCUUCAAAGGCAUCACAACAAGUACAGCCCCAGCAAGCUCCAAAGCCAGACCUCGAAACUGCCCCCCUGAAGGAGCCAAUGACUCCUGCUUCAGAGAAAGAGAAGAAGAACCCAGCACCAGGGUCACCACAGAAGGAAUUAUCUCCAGCAGUGGCUUCACAGCAGGACAAAAUGCCAGUGGACAAAUCAACUCCAAUCCCUGUCCAACAUCCUCCACACCAAGAGACUCCACAACAACAAGAGCAACAACGUCAGCCUCUAACAGCGACACCGAAAGGAGAGCCUGGGAAGCCUCAACAACAGCUUCCAAAAGGUGGAGCCUCUUAUGCAAAAUCUGUACCACCACCACAGGCCCAGCCCCCCAAGCAGGAGUCAGGAGGCUUCUUUGGCUUUGGUGGUGCUAAAUCUCAGCCUGCUCAGUCAAAGCCUGAAGACUCAGUGUCUGGGAAGAUGCUUGGCUUUGGCUCCUCUAUCUUCAGCUCUGCAUCCACUUUGAUCACCUCAGCUGUUCAGGAUGAGCACCGCACCACACCUCCAGCUUCCCCCAAGGUGUCUAUGACUCCUGCUUUAGUGAAAGAGACCCCAGCAGCAGGCUCGUCACAGAAGAAGGAGGUAUCCCCGACAGUGGUUUGCCAGCAGGACCAGAAGCCAGUGGACAGACCGACUCCAACACUUGUCCAACAACCUCCACAACAGAAGACUCUACAACAACAAGGACAGCCUCCACAGCCCUCAGCAGAGGCACCAAAAUCAGAGCCUGAUAUAUCAAUAGUUGAAGCUGCUACAGCAGCAGACACUCAAAAUCCGGAAUCAGGAGGCUUAUUUGGCUUUGGAGGUCCCAAAUCUCAGUCUGCCUCCUCAAAGCCUGAAGAGUCAGUGUCUGGGAAGAUGUUUGGCUUUGGCUCGUCCAUCUUCAGCUCUGCCUCCACUUUGAUAACAUCAGUUGUUCAGGACGAGCCCCGGACCACACCGCCAGCUUCCCCCAAGAUGCCCCCUGCAAAGGAGACCAAACUACCUGCUGCUCAGAAAGCAGAGGAGAAGAAAUCAGCGCAUCCCCAGAAGGCCAAUGUCCCCCCAUCAGUACAUGCCAAAGUGGACAAACCCCCAUCAGCUCCUCCAAAGGGAGCAGCAUCCUCCCAACCAGCACCCAAAGCAGGCCAAUCUACCUGUCCACUCUGCAAGGUGGAACUCAACAAGGGCUCCAAGGACCCUCCCAACUACAAGACCUGCACAGAAUGCAAGAACACUGUCUGCAACCUCUGUGGAUUUAACCCCAUGCCACAUGAAACAGUGAAGGAAUGGCUCUGUCUGACCUGCCAGAUGCAGAGAGCACUUGGAGCAGUGGAACCCCCAGGACCUCCCAUGAUGAAAUCCCAACCGUUGCCCAGCAUAGUCUCUACACCUGUUGCACUUCAAAAGGAGAAUGUCACACCUGCUGCAUCUCCAAAGCCGACUCCAGCUCCAGCUAAACCCCAGAAGGAGGAGAUCCCAGUACCUGCGGCUGGCCAACAAGAGAUCACUCCACCCACUGUACCUCAGGAGACACCAAUUCCCGCUGGAACCCCAGCACCAAAUGCAGACAAAAAGGAGGAGACCCCACCACUAGGAUCCUCACAAAAUAAACAAGCUUCACCUGCUCUGGCUAAGAAGGAGAAUCAAGAACCUAUAAUUGUACAGAAACCAGUGGACCAACCAAUUCCAGCAACACCCAAAACCAGUGGAGCUGCUACACCUGUACAGCAGCCAGACAAGCAAACUCCUCCACUGCAACAGCCUGCUUCAAAGGCAUCACAACAAGUACAGCCCCAGCAAGCUCCAAAGCCAGACCUCGAAACUGCCCCCCUGAAGGAGCCAAUGACUCCUGCUUCAGAGAAAGAGAAGAAGAACCCAGCACCAGGGUCACCACAGAAGGAAUUAUCUCCAGCAGUGGCUUCACAGCAGGACAAAAUGCCAGUGGACAAAUCAACUCCAAUCCCUGUCCAACAUCCUCCACACCAAGAGACUCCACAACAACAAGAGCAACAACGUCAGCCUCUAACAGCGACACCGAAAGGAGAGCCUGGGAAGCCUCAACAACAGCUUCCAAAAGGUGGAGCCUCUUAUGCAAAAUCUGUACCACCACCACAGGCCCAGCCCCCCAAGCAGGAGUCAGGAGGCUUCUUUGGCUUUGGUGGUGCUAAAUCUCAGCCUGCUCAGUCAAAGCCUGAAGACUCAGUGUCUGGGAAGAUGCUUGGCUUUGGCUCCUCUAUCUUCAGCUCUGCAUCCACUUUGAUCACCUCAGCUGUUCAGGAUGAGCACCGCACCACACCUCCAGCUUCCCCCAAGGUGUCUAUGACUCCUGCUUCAGUGAAAGAGACCCCAGCAGCAGGCUCGUCACAGAAGAAGGAGGUAUCCCCGACAGUGGUUUGCCAGCAGGACCAGAAGCCAGUGGACAGACCGACUCCAACACUUGUCCAACAACCUCCACAACAGAAGACUCUACAACAACAAGGACAGCCUCCACAGCCCUCAGCAGAGGCACCAAAAUCAGAGCCUGAUAUAUCAAUAGUUGAAGCUGCUACAGCAGCAGACACUCAAAAUCCGGCAAGCCCAGUGCCUGCUCAGAAGGCUCCACUGGAGAACCGGAGAACAUCAGAACCUCAUAAACCACCACAGCAGCCCAGCCCUGGGCGUAGGGAGAGUAGUGCCUUCCCAGCCACAAAGCAACCCCCAAGCAGGAAUCAGGAGGCUUAUUUGGCUUUGGAGCUCUGCCUCCACUUUGAUAACAUCAGUUGUUCAGGACGAGCCCCGGACCACACCGCCAGCUUCCCCCAAGAUGCCCCCUGCAAAGGAGACCAAACUACCUGCUGCUCAGAAAGCAGAGGAGAAGAAAUCAGCGCAUCCCCAGAAGGCCAAUGUCCCCCAUCAGUACAUGCCAAAGUGGACAAACCCCCAUCAGCUCCUCCAAAGGGAGCAGCAUCCUCCCAACCAGCACCCAAAGCAGGCCAAUCUACCUGUCCACUCUGCAAGGUGGAACUCAACAAGGGCUCCAAGGACCCUCCCAACUACAAGACCUGCACAGAAUGCAAGAACACUGUCUGCAACCUCUGUGGAUUUAACCCCAUGCCACAUGAAACAGUGAAGGAAUGGCUCUGUCUGACCUGCCAGAUGCAGAGAGCACUUGGAGCAGUGGAACCCCCAGGACCUCCCAUGAUGAAAUCCCAACCGUUGCCCAGCAUAGUCUCUACACCUGUUGCACUUCAAAAGGAGAAUGUCACACCUGCUGCAUCUCCAAAGCCGACUCCAGCUCCAGCUAAACCCCAGAAGGAGGAGAUCCCAGUACCUGCGGCUGGCCAACAAGAGAUCACUCCACCCACUGUACCUCAGGAGACACCAAUUCCCGCUGGAACCCCAGCACCAAAUGCAGACAAAAAGGAGGAGACCCCACCACUAGGAUCCUCACAAAAUAAACAAGCUUCACCUGCUCUGGCUGAGAAGGAGAAUCAAGAACCUAUAAUUGUACAGAAACCAGUGGACCAACCAAUUCCAGCAACACCCAAAACCAGUGGAGCUGCUACACCUGUACAGCAGCCAGACAAGCAAACUCCUCCACUGCAACAGCCUGCUUCAAAGGUAUCACAACAAGUACAGCCCCAGCAAGCUCCAAAGCCUGACCUCGAAACUGCCCCCCUGAAGGAGCCAAUGACUCCUGCUUCAGAGAAAGAGAAGAAGAACCCAGCACCAGGGUCACCACAGAAGGAAUUAUCUCCAGCAGUGGCUUCACAGCAGGACAAAAUGCCAGUGGACAAAUCAACUCCAAUCCCUGUCCAACAUCCUCCACACCAAGAGACUCCACAACAACAAGAGCAACAACGUCAGCCUCUAACAGCGACACCGAAAGGAGAGCCUGGGAAGCCUCAACAACAGCUUCCAAAAGGUGGAGCCUCUUAUGCAAAAUCUGUACCACCACCACAGGCCCAGCCCCCCAAGCAGGAGUCAGGAGGCUUCUUUGGCUUUGGUGGUGCUAAAUCUCAGCCUGCUCAGUCAAAGCCUGAAGACUCAGUGUCUGGGAAGAUGCUUGGCUUUGGCUCCUCUAUCUUCAGCUCUGCAUCCACUUUGAUCACCUCAGCUGUUCAGGAUGAGCACCGCACCACACCUCCAGCUUCCCCCAAGGUGUCUAUGACUCCUGCUUUAGUGAAAGAGACCCCAGCAGCAGGCUCGUCACAGAAGAAGGAGGUAUCCCCGACAGUGGUUUGCCAGCAGGACCAGAAGCCAGUGGACAGACCGACUCCAACACUUGUCCAACAACCUCCACAACAGAAGACUCUACAACAACAAGGACAGCCUCCGCAGCCCUCAGCAGAGGCACCAAAAUCAGAGCCUGAUAUAUCAAUAGUUGAAGCUGCUACAGCAGCAGACACUCAAAAUCCGGCAAGCCCAGUGCCUGCUCAGAAGGCUCCACUGGAGAACCGGAGAACAUCAGAACCUCAUAAACCACCACAGCAGCCCAGCCCUGGGCGUAGGGAGAGACUCUGCCUCCACUUUGAUAACAUCAGUUGUUCAGGACGAGCCCCGGACCACACCGCCAGCUUCCCCAAGAUGCCCCCUGCAAAGGAGACCAAACUACCUGCUGCUCAGAAAGCAGAGGAGAAGAAAUCAGCGCAUCCCCAGAAGGCCAAUGAGCCAAUGACUCCUGCUUCAGAGAAAGAGAAGAAGAACCCAGCACCAGGGUCACCACAGAAGGAAUUAUCUCCAGCAGUGGCUUCACAGCAGGACAAAAUGCCAGUGGACAAAUCAACUCCAAUCCCUGUCCAACAUCCUCCACACCAAGAGACUCCACAACAACAAGAGCAACAACGUCAGCCUCUAACAGCGACACCGAAAGGAGAGCCUGGGAAGCCUCAACAACAGCUUCCAAAAGGUGGAGCCUCUUAUGCAAAAUCUGUACCACCACCACAGGCCCAGCCCCCCAAGCAGGAGUCAGGAGGCUUCUUUGGCUUUGGUGGUGCUAAAUCUCAGCCUGCUCAGUCAAAGCCUGAAGACUCAGUGUCUGGGAAGAUGCUUGGCUUUGGCUCCUCUAUCUUCAGCUCUGCAUCCACUUUGAUCACCUCAGCUGUUCAGGAUGAGCACCGCACCACACCUCCAGCUUCCCCCAAGGUGUCUAUGACUCCUGCUUUAGUGAAAGAGACCCCAGCAGCAGGCUCGUCACAGAAGAAGGAGGUAUCCCCGACAGUGGUUUGCCAGCAGGACCAGAAGCCAGUGGACAGACCGACUCCAACACUUGUCCAACAACCUCCACAACAGAAGACUCUACAACAACAAGGACAGCCUCCGCAGCCCUCAGCAGAGGCACCAAAAUCAGAGCCUGAUAUAUCAAUAGUUGAAGCUGCUACAGCAGCAGACACUCAAAAUCCGGCAAGCCCAGUGCCUGCUCAGAAGGCUCCACUGGAGAACCGGAGAACAUCAGAACCUCAUAAACCACCACAGCAGCCCAGCCCUGGGCGUAGGGAGAGUAGUGCCUUCCCAGCCACAAAGCAACCCCCCAAGCAGGAAUCAGGAGGCUUAUUUGGCUUUGGAGGUCCCAAAUCUCAGUCUGCCUCCUCAAAGCCUGAAGAGUCAGUGUCUGGGAAGAUGUUUGGCUUUGGCUCGUCCAUCUUCAGCUCUGCCUCCACUUUGAUAACAUCAGUUGUUCAGGACGAGCCCCGGACCACACCGCCAGCUUCCCCCAAGAUGCCCCCUGCAAAGGAGACCAAACUACCUGCUGCUCAGAAAGCAGAGGAGAAGAAAUCAGCGCAUCCCCAGAAGGCCAAUGUCCCCCCAUCAGUACAUGCCAAAGUGGACAAACCCCCAUCAGCUCCUCCAAAGGGAGCAGCAUCCUCCCAACCAGCACCCAAAGCAGGCCAAUCUACCUGUCCACUCUGCAAGGUGGAACUCAACAAGGGCUCCAAGGACCCUCCCAACUACAAGACCUGCACAGAAUGCAAGAACACUGUCUGCAACCUCUGUGGAUUUAACCCCAUGCCACAUGAAACAUGUCGAACUGCAUGUGAAGGAAUGGCUCUGUCUGACCUGCCAGAUGCAGAGAGCACUUGGAGCAGUGGAACCCCAGGACCUCCCAUGAUGAAAUCCCAACCGUUGCCCAGCAUAGUCUCUACACCUGUUGCACUUCAAAAGGAGAAUGUCACACCUGCUGCAUCUCCAAAGCCGACUCCAGCUCCAGCUAAACCCCAGAAGGAGGAGAUCCCAGUACCUGCGGCUGGCCAACAAGAGAUCACUCCACCCACUGUACCUCAGGAGACACCAAUUCCCGCUGGAACCCCAGCACCAAAUGCAGACAAAAAGGAGGAGACCCCACCACUAGGAUCCUCACAAAAUAAACAAGCUUCACCUGCUCUGGCUGAGAAGGAGAAUCAAGAACCUAUAAUUGUACAGAAACCAGUGGACCAACCAAUUCCAGCAACACCCAAAACCAGUGGAGCUGCUACACCUGUACAGCAGCCAGACAAGCAAACUCCUCCACUGCAACAGCCUGCUUCAAAGGUAUCACAACAAGUACAGCCCCAGCAAGCUCCAAAGCCUGACCUCGAAACUGCCCCCCUGAAGGAGCCAAUGACUCCUGCUUCAGAGAAAGAGAAGAAGAACCCAGCACCAGGGUCACCACAGAAGGAAUUAUCUCCAGCAGUGGCUUCACAGCAGGACAAAAUGCCAGUGGACAAAUCAACUCCAAUCCCUGUCCAACAUCCUCCACACCAAGAGACUCCACAACAACAAGAGCAACAACGUCAGCCUCUAACAGCGACACCGAAAGGAGAGCCUGGGAAGCCUCAACAACAGCUUCCAAAAGGUGGAGCCUCUUAUGCAAAAUCUGUACCACCACCACAGGCCCAGCCCCCCAAGCAGGAGUCAGGAGGCUUCUUUGGCUUUGGUGGUGCUAAAUCUCAGCCUGCUCAGUCAAAGCCUGAAGACUCAGUGUCUGGGAAGAUGCUUGGCUUUGGCUCCUCUAUCUUCAGCUCUGCAUCCACUUUGAUCACCUCAGCUGUUCAGGAUGAGCACCGCACCACACCUCCAGCUUCCCCCAAGGUGUCUAUGACUCCUGCUUCAGUGAAAGAGACCCCAGCAGCAGGCUCGUCACAGAAGAAGGAGGUAUCCCCGACAGUGGUUUGCCAGCAGGACCAGAAGCCAGUGGACAGACCGACUCCAACACUUGUCCAACAACCUCCACAACAGAAGACUCUACAACAACAAGGACAGCCUCCGCAGCCCUCAGCAGAGGCACCAAAAUCAGAGCCUGAUAUAUCAAUAGUUGAAGCUGCUACAGCAGCAGACACUCAAAAUCCGGAAUCAGGAGGCUUAUUUGGCUUUGGAGGUCCCAAAUCUCAGUCUGCCUCCUCAAAGCCUGAAGAGUCAGUGUCUGGGAAGAUGUUUGGCUUUGGCUCGUCCAUCUUCAGCUCUGCCUCCACUUUGAUAACAUCAGUUGUUCAGGACGAGCCCCGGACCACACCGCCAGCUUCCCCCAAGAUGCCCCCUGCAAAGGAGACCAAACUACCUGCUGCUCAGAAAGCAGAGGAGAAGAAAGCAGCGCAUCCCCAGAAGGCCAAUGUCCCCCCAUCAGUACAUGCCAAAGUGGACAAACCCCCAUCAGCUCCUCCAAAGGGAGCAGCAUCCUCCCAACCAGCACCCAAAGCAGGCCAAUCUACCUGUCCACUCUGCAAGGUGGAACUCAACAAGGGCUCCAAGGACCCUCCCAACUACAAGACCUGCACAGAAUGCAAGAACACUGUCUGCAACCUCUGUGGAUUUAACCCCAUGCCACAUGAAACAGAGAUUAAGGAAUGGCUGUGUCUGAACUGCCAGACCCAGAGGGCUCUCUCUGGACAACUGGGAGACAUGGGAAAGAUGGCCCAGUCACAACCCAUCAAGAACCAGGCCCAGCCCACACCACUCCCUGUAGUCGCAACCACCAAGACAGAGCCCCAGCCUCCAGCAGCAGUAAGCAGCAAGGCCCAGCCUUUCUCUAAAACACAGCCCCCAUCCCAGGCUGUGCCUCUCACCUCAGUGCCCACUCCGCCUACACCAAUACCUGGCCUUGCACAAAUGGAACCAAAGAUGGAAGUCCCCAAGGCUGAUGCUCCCAUGACUGUCGCCAAGGCUGAAGCUCCCAUGACUGUCCCCAAGGCUGAAGCUCCCAUGACUGUCGCCAAGGCUGAGGCUCCUGAGACGGAAGUCCGUAAGGCGGAGACAGAGGCACCAAAAAUGGAGCCUUCUGUGGCAGAGUUUCCUAAGGCUUUGCUGCCUAAACCUGUACCACCUAAAUCUGAACCACCCAAAACUGAUGCUCCAGCAGUAGAUGCUUCAGUUGCCUCUGUCCUAGUGACUGAGGCCAUGACUCCUCCUGCUCCUCUAUCCACCACAGUGGCUACUCCAGCCACUGUGGAGGAGAAGCCAGAGGCUGAGGCUCAACCAAAAGAGCUACCUAAACUAGCAGAGGAGAAGGUUGAGAAGCAACCGAAACAACAGGAACCACUUUAUGUUGCUCCACAACCAGUCCAAACUAUCAAGGAAGUGGCCACUCCAUUGGUUGAAAAGGUGGAUGAUGUCCUUCCUGAACCUCAGCAGAUACUCACUGAGAAGGAGACGGUGAAGGUGAAGGAGAAAGAGCCAACUGCAGCCUCCCUCCUAGCAGACCAGGUAGUAGCUGAGGUACCAUCCAGCCCAGCCAGUUCAUUUGAGGCUGACAUCAAGCAUGAGGACUAUAGUGACAAGUCCCAGGAUGGACCAGACAUAUUUCCCAUCUCACAGGGCUCCUACACCUCCGAGGGGGAGCUGGAUGAGUUGCAGACAGUCAGAGAUGUCCCUAUCAUGGACACAACCCCUGACACAGCCAUGCCUGCCAAGGAGGAGGGGAAUGGGGCAAAGAGGCUUCUGAGUUAUGUGCCGAUGGAGGAGAGCAGCGGGAGCGAACCCUCUCCCUCGCCCAAGCUCCAGAGACGGAGGUUAAGUGCGAUAGCAGUCAGCACGGCAGCCUCAUCCAGCAGCGAGGACUACAAAGAUGACAGCCCUACAGACAGCCCUCCAGACAGCCCAGACUCAUUCGUGAAUGAGGAGGAGUUAAUACGCAGGCAGAUCAUGGGGAUGAUGGGAGAGGAGAUGUCUCUCUCAGAGGAGGAGGAAAAAGAAGAGAAAGAGGUCAGAGUGGAGGAGACCAUGGAUGCUGUGGUGGAUAACACAUCAUGUAAAUCCAAGCCUCUGUUAAAAAAAGGCAGUAUAGAUGAUGAAGACAGCCCAGCCAGGAUACCUUCUCUCCCAGGGUCUGAGCCUAAAUCUAUUGUAGAGAGUGCUGAACUCCAUGAGCAAAUCACUGUGUAUAAGAAAGCCAUGCCGAUGACACCGCAGAGAAGAAAGAUCAUGGACGAUGGGGAUUCAGAGGUGGAGAGCAUCACAGAUUCUCUGGAGGACAGGUCCAAAGGUGAGGGGUCAUCCAGCGUCCAAGUGUCCAGCUUCACCCCUGGAACCUCCCCCACCUCAGCCUCUUCUCUGGAGGAGGACAGCGACAGCAGCCCCAGCCACAAGAGGAGUGGGGAGGGGAAACAGCCCCGCAAGGCCAAGCACAGGCAUACCGGCCAGCCAUUCCCCACCAUCGAGGACUCGUCAGAGGAGGAGGAGCUCAGGGAGGAGGAGGAUCACCCCAGGGAGCAGGAGAAACCGAAGGAUUUGGACCAGCAGCAGGGGAAGAGGAUCUCCAAGAAGUCCAAAAGGGAUAAAGAUGAUCUCCGAGCUCAGAGGAGAAGGAAUCUCCCUCUAACCUCACCCUGUAACCUGUCUUCCAUUGAAGACGCCUCUCCCACUGAGGAGGCAAGGCAGGCUAGGGAGAUGGAAGCGCUUCACAGGACAUCAGUCUCUGACUAUUUUCCUAGCAUGGAGUCUGAUUCAGACGCCUUUCACACAGAGACCAGGAUAGUUGUCCCUGAAGGACAGAAGUUCAGUACUGCAAAGCCACUAAAGAGUGCAGAGGAUGAAUAUGAGGAGAUGCUUCAGAUAGCUAGAUCUCCUAAAGGAGAGACAGAGCCAUUCCCUGAGAUAGAGCUACUUUACGAAGGCAUGGCCAUAGAGGACUACCUCUACGAAUCCCUAGUGGAGGAGCCUGAAGCUAAACGUACUUCAGCCCCACCGGAGCAGCCCAGUAAAGACCACGCUAAAGAGCCAGGGAAGAAAGGUUUGAGGUCUCCUGAAGAGGUGUAUGAGGAGAUGAUGCUGAAGAAGAAGGAACUGAUGUUGAUAGAGAAAGAGUUUCAGACGGUUCAGUCAGCUAUCAACACUCCUAAUCCUGAGAUACAUGUUACUGCGCCAUCCUCUGCUGCAGCUGAGAGCUGCAAAGUUGGUGAGGCCGAGGGAGAGAAGCCUAUGUUAGAUGCUGGUUCUACCUACGUUAAGAGGAAGAAACGUCCUGCUCCACCACGACCCUCUGAACCUCCUAAACGGCCCGAGGUCUAUGUUGCCAAGCCAACAGUUCCUCAGGAUAUGACUAUGAGGAGGGCUCUUUUCCCCAUACCGGACUUGAAGAUCACCCAGUGUUCCUCUGGAGAGGAUGAGACGGACGAUAGUAUAGUAGAGGAGUAUGGAGUGGGAGUGUCCUCUGAUAUUACCCCUAGUUAUGAGUCUGAGACUAAAAAAGAGCUAGAGUACACUUCAGUUUCAGAGCUUGCACCAACAACAGAGGUAGCUGACAUUGAACCCAUCACUGUGGUGUGUGAGGUUUCCCCAGCUAAUGCUACUCCAGCUCCUGUCUUUGCCCCUGAGACAGUUCUAGCCCCCAGUACGACCACCACACCUUCACAGGUCUCUCCUGUAUCACCUCCUACCUCACCAUCGACUCCAGACUCAAGUCUAGCCUCCAACGCUACGUCCUCCACCUCUUUCCAAGCUCGAAGUCCUCUCUCUUCCGACUCUACUGCAGUGUCUACUCCGACACCAGACUUGGCCAAAGCAGCAGGUCCCUUUGCUGCUCAGCCGCCUAUUGAUAUCUCCCCUCCUUCUAUCGCUCCCAUUAUGGCUGUUUCUCCAACCACAGUUUUGGUCACAAUACAAGAUCUGGUUACAGAUCCAAUCCAAGCACCAACACCAGCUACAACUACAGCCGAUGCUGCAGCUUCUCCAGCCCAAGCCCCAGCCCCUGCCUCAACCCGUGUCUCAGCACCUGCCUCAGUGGUGGUACAGAUACCUGAUCCAUAUGCAGUCCAAAUACCAGACCUGGUUAGAUCUCCAUCCCAGAUGGCUGCUCAGGUUCUACCUUCUGUGCAGGUCAGGGCACAAACUCCAAUACCAAGCCCAGUACAUUCUCAAGCAAAAUCUCCAGUCCCAGCUGCUCCCAGUGCUGUGCCAACUCCAGUCUCUGCUCCAACUCCUGCUCCAGCUCCAGUUGUAGUCCAAAUGCCAGACAUGGCUACCAUCACCUCUCCAGUUUCACCCCAAGCCCCACUACCUGCAUCAGCCCCAGCUCCUGCCCAGGCUACAGUGGUGCAGUCAGUCCCUGUCCAGGCUGCUGCUCCAGCCCCAGUAGUAGUCCCAGCUGCAGGGACACCCCGAAUCCAGAGACAAGCCUCCACCAAAAAAGCCCCACCUCCUCCUCCACCUCGCUCUAUGUCAGUCUCCCUGCCCCAGACCUCAGCAGGGCCUACCUCAAUCAGGGCUGUCCAACAUGUCUCCCCGACCAUGACCACCGCUAUAGCCAUUGGAGCAGGUCUGCCUAGCCAGCCCAUACAGUCUGUGGUGGUGGAUAUACAGCCGCAGGUGGAGCAGGUCAGGCCAAAGGGUGAUGCUGGCCCUCAGGUCAUGAUGACCCCAACCAGACAGGGGCAUGUGGUCAUCAUAGUUCCUAAUGUGGAGAACAUGUCGGUGCUCAGCCAGUCGACCCAAGACCUGGCAUACUCAGUGGCAAUAACUACCACUUCUACUGUUGAUGGGGGGCCUGUGGUUGUGAGUGUUGCUCCUUUCCCUACUGCUCCCUCUGUUCCUGCUGUACCCAGCUCAGACACAUGUAUACCUGUGGCAGAUACACCACCACCUCCCACUCCUCCACCACCUCCUGCCACCUUACCCAAGCCAGCGGUUUAUCCCAAAAAGUAUUCUGUUUCCACCCCACCUUCAGUCCCAACCACAGUAUCAGUCUCAACUGCUGUGACAAUGACACAGGGAACUGUAACAACCACAGGCCCCAGUACAGUACACAAGGCAUCUGCACCCCCUCCCGUCCCUCCCAAGCCUGUGUCCAUCCCUGCAGGGCUGGUGUUCAGCCACCGUCCAGGGGAAAGCAUCAAACCACCAGUGUUUCCCACCGCUAGCCACACUCUUCCCAGGACCAGAGAAGUGGUACCAAACGCCAGCAUAGCACAGCCAUUCACAGCCACAACACUGCCCAGGACCAGAGAACCUCCCAAUGCCCUGUAUCUGAGUCUGACCACCCCAGUGGAGCCCAAGAUGAGUGCUGCCUCUCCCAGGUCCCCUCUGUCUCCGAGGUAUGCCAAUUGUCUGGAAACGUAUGUGGUGAUAACGCUUCCCUCAGAGCCUGGCACACCCACAGAGGGCAUCACUGUCCAAGCCCCCAUCAGGAGAGGAUCCAUCCCCUUCACUAUGCAGACAUGCCCAAUGUAUAGGACUACAACUUCAGAACAACAGUCACCCAUUACGGCCUUCUCAGCCCAGGCCACUGUCAGGAGAGCGUCAGUUCCCUCAUUGAGGCAGCUGCCACCACCAACAGCAGCAAUAGUACCAGUCGAAGUAGCAGCACCCCUAGAGGGAGUCACUGCAACAGCAAGACAGCCUUCCAUGCCAUCAGCUAUGCAGCCUGCACACGGUGUGGCUGAGGUGGUGACCAUUUCAGCAGAGUCGGAGAUGCCUAUUCAGGUAUACAGUGUCAGAGCUCCAUUAAAGAAACCGUAUAUACCUCCAACAGCCCAGCCACAACAGAAAGUGUCUGAAGUUAGGACAAUGCCAUCAGAGCCACAGGUUCCUAUAGAAGUGUCUGCAGCUCAAGCUUCUGGUAGAAGGGCAUCAAUACAUGAUGUACCUCAGCAGCCACAAUAUGUGUCUGAAGUAAUGGCUUUACCAGCAGAGCAGGUCAUACCUACAGAUGUAGUUUCAACUGAGGCCAUGCCUGGAAGAGCAUCAAUACCAUCAGAAACGCAACAACCACAAACCAUGGGAGAGUUAUUAGCAAUGCCCUUAGAAGCUAUGCCCCCAACCAUCCAUCAGUCAGCAUCACUGACAGAGGUGGUAUCAACUGAGGCCAUCUCUAGAAGAGCAUCAAUACCAUCAGAAAUGUGGCAACCACAAACCAUGGCUGAGGUAAUGCCCUUACAGCAGGAGAUACCUACCGAAGCAAUUGCCAGCCAAGUCCAUGUAGAAGCUACACCCUCAACCAUGCAUCAAUCACCAUCACUGAUUGAAGUGGUUUCAACUGAGGCCAUCUCUAGAAGAGUGACAAUACCAUCAACAAUGGAGCAACCACAAACCAUGGCAGAGGUAGCAGCAAUGCCCUUACAGCAGGAGAUACCUACAGAAGCAAUUGCCAGCCAAGUCCAUGUAGAAGCUACACCCUCAACCAUGCAUCAAUCACCAUCACUGAUUGAAGUGGUUUCAACUGAGGCCAUCUCUAGGAGAGUGACAAUACCAUCAACAAUGGAGCAACCACAAACCAUGGCAGAGGUAGCAGCAAUGCCCUUACAGCAGGAGAUACCUACCGAAGCUAUUGCCAGCCAAGUCCAUGUAGAAGCUACACCCUCAACCAUGCAUCAGUCACCAUCACUGAUAGAAGUGGUUUCAACUGAGGCCAUCUAUAGCCUCGCAUCAACACCAUCACCAAUGCAGCAGCCAAAACCCAUGGCAGAGGUAGGAGCAAUGCCCUUACAGCAGGAGAUACCAUCAAUACCAUCAGCUGCACCGCAACCACAAGCAGUGGCCAAAGUGAUGACGUUGCCUUCAGAGUAUGAAAUGCCUACGGAAGUUAGAACAACUGAGGCCACUACCACUAGAAGGACAUCCAUAUACUCUGUAGCACAACAACCAUACACAGUUGCUGAAGUAACGGCUUACCCAUCAGAAUAUGAAACACCCAUCCAGGUGGUUACAACCGAGGCUAUUUCCACUACAAGAAGAGCGUCUAUAACCAUGCAGAAACCCCUUAGUAUGGCCCAGGUUAUCACGAUGCCUGCAGAGCCAGACGUAGAGGCAUAUGCUGCCCAAGUCCCAUACAGGAGAGGAUCCAUACCCUCAGCAGUGCAACCACCACAGGCAGUACCAGAAGUGCUGAUUUAUUCAUCAGCCCAUGAGACCCCCCUGGAAUUCAUUACAACUGAAGCCUACACCAGGAGAAUGUCAGUUCCAUCUAUCCAGGAGAUUCCCGAGACCGUCCCCGUGGCUCCAGUCACCUUCACCAGGAAAUUCCACCAUGAGUCAAUCGAGAGCCAGGAGAUCCAUGGGCCUGAGAAGGUGGUGAACAGCCUGAGCCACAUGUACUCCUCAUCUAUCUCCACCUCAGCCCAGCACCCGGAGAGCCUGCCCAGCCUGGUCACUCAGGUGGUCACCACCGAGGUUCAGAGAACCACGGUGUCUUUGGUCCAUGAGAGGCUGCCCCAGGUUCCUGCAUCCAAUGGAGUGGCCAUCACCAUCCAGCCAGACUUGGUUAAGGUCCAGCCCUCUCCCAAACAGAACGGCAAGAUCUACUCCGGUGAUGCCAUUGACCUCCGCACCAUUAAGAUUGGCGUGAAGAUGACCGAUUCAGGGAUGGACUUGACCCCACAGGAAUCAAGUCGCCAGUCCACCUGUAGCGACUCUAGUGGCCGACAUACAGCAGUGCAGCCAGAGAUAGUGAACUUGAGUGCUAAGAUCACCCCUUCCACCACGCUGUCUGUUGUCACUGAUAGCAUCACUAUCGUAACCUGUUCAGACACCAUUGAGUCCUACACCAGCGAGCCAGCAGAAAUACCUUUAGAUCUGCAGGGUUAUGUUGCCUCCAUGCCUCUCCCUCUCACCACAUACAAACCAUUCCAGCCUCUGGCACAGAUAGUGUACAGGCGGGUGGACUCUCCGCCUAUCAUCAACACAGUGUUAGCCACAGACACAGAGACACCAAUCAACCUGUCUUAUGGAGCCUCCAUUGUAAAUAGCAGACUUCCAGUGACCAUGGCCCCCGCUAUCACCAACGUGGGGGACAUGCUCUCAGAGCCAGCAGGGGCUGUGGAUCUGUCCACCUCUAGACCCCUCAGGGCCAUGGCAGCUCUGUCUGACAAGAGCCCUGGUGUGGUGACCACAGUCAUAGAGGAUGAUGGGACACCCAUAGAUCUGACAGCUGGGAGGAAUGUGUGCUGUGACGUCAUCUACAAGCUACCCUUCACAGGGAGCUGUAGGACCCAGCCGCCGGUUAUUACCCAACCUGACAACCGCUUCGGCUACAGAGAUGACCACUACCAGUAUGAUCAUGCUGGGGUUUAUGGCAUCAAGGGCCUGAGCGGCAAGGCCAUGUCUGAGACCAACCUGGCUGAUGCAGGACUGUUCCUCUAUGAUGGAAAGACCAGAUAUAACUAUAACGGAGCCUCGGACAGUGCAAUAGACCUGACUGCUGCUAAUAUGUCCGCAGGUGAAGCUCUAGACUACACCAGCAAAGCUGCUGGGGCGUAUACGGGGAUAUCCACUGCUCCAUAUUCCCAGGUCGCUGCUUAUAGUGUCUUUAGAUCCUCAGACGGAAUGGUAUACUCCUCCAUAGCAGCCCCUGUUCCUUCUACAUACGCCAUCACCACCCAGCCAGGGUCCAUCUUCAGCACCACCCUACCUCCUACCACCACCCUCCAGGAGCAGCCAGCACCAGCUCCACACCCCUAUGGCUUUAUUCCGACCAGCGACCCUGGCCAACAGAUCAUCAGCCUGGACACUAGCCUGCCCAAGGACCUGCUGCCCAGCGCUCUGGCUGACAUCAUGACUGGCUUCCCUGACCUGUACUCUGACCAGACACUGGAAGCCAUCGCAGCCUCUCUGGACGCCCUGGCUUCAUCGCCCAUGUUCCCCGGUCUGGAUGACAGCAAGAUCACCCAGUACCAGAUGGAGAGGGAGUUCCUGCAGCUGGAGAAGCUGAAGCAGCUGUGUCUGGCAGAGGAGCUGGAGUGGGAGAGGCAGGAGAUCCAGCGCUACCGCGAGCAGGAGCAGAUCAUGGUGCAGAGGGAACUGGAGGAGCUGCAGGCUCUGAAACAGCAGCUGUUAAUGCAACAGGAAGAGGAGCACCAGGCUCAACUAGUAGCCCAGCAAGAGACCUACAACCAGCAGAGGCAACAGUUAGAGCAGAUCCAACAACUCCAGGUGCAGCUACAGCACCAGCUAGAUGAGCAGUACAGUACUACAGGGUCAGACAACCUGCUAGAGAAGCAGUAUACAGGGGUUGGGGAUAACGGCCAAUACUGGCCUGUUAGGGAUGAGUCCACCACCUCAUCCACUGUCACCCAGCUAGAGGGUGGGCAGUAUGUAACCAGUGAGGGUCAGAGAGAGGGUGGAGGUCAGGACCAGCUGCAGCUCAGUAGGAAACAGUCGGCAGGGUCUAAGCAGCCUGGUGACCAGGGGUAUGGUACAGGAGUGGUAGGGAAGAGGAUAGUGGACAGUGGGGUCCAGACAGACGAUGAGGACUCAGUAGACAGGAUGUAUGUAGGGAGGAGGAAGAGGAACUACAGGAAGGGUGUAGACAGCAGUGUUCAGACUGAUGAUGAGGAGGACCAGGAGGUUGAGUGGGACAUGCCAGCCAGGUCGCGGCGGCGCUCCCGCUCCAGUAAGCACAGUGGUGAGGGGAAACACGGUGGCUCUAAGGUCUCCAGCAUUGCCAUCCAGACUGUGGCAGAGAUCUCUGUCCAGACCGACCACUCCGGGAGCAUCAAACGCCCCAGCAUCCAGAUGGACACUAAGGUGGAGAUCAUCAAACAUAUCUCAGCCCCAGAGAACUCUCAGAGAGGUGGCAGUCUCAGCUGCCAGACAGACGCAGACCGGCGGCACCACUCACCGGCAGACAUCACCCCCAAGUCCCCCAAGGUGCUCUACUCCACUGUGUCCACCCUCCCCUCCAGUAAGGCCAUGGAGGGAGGGCAAAAGAUGCUGACCACUGACCCGACCAGGUUUUCCUCUAGCCCUAUGAUGCUGAAGCCUGGGCAGAAGUCUAUGUCUGACCCAAAAUCUCUCAGCCAUACCACCGAGGACAGGAUAGGCUACCACUAUUCAGACAGCUACUCUGGCCAGAGCUCUUCGUCAGGCACUGGAAAGAAGGUGAAGAGAACCCUUCCCAACCCACCCCCUGAAGAUGACCCUCUGACCGGCCCGUCAGGUUACAGCACCAACUCAGCCCGCCGCCGGCUUGGCCGUCACACCACCAUGGCCCGGGCCAAGAUCCUGCAGGACAUUGACAAGGAGCUGGAUCUAGUGGAGAGAGAGUCAUCCAAGCUCCGCAGGAAACAGGCCGAGCUAGAUGAGGAGGAGAAAGAGAUUGAUGCCAAGCUGAGGUACCUUGAGAUGGGCAUCAACCGUCGUAAGGAUGCCCUGCUGCAGGAGAGGGAGAAAAGAGAGAGGGCCUACCUGCAGGGUGUGGCUGAGGAGAGAGACUACAUGUCAGACAGUGAGGUCAGCAACAUCAGGGAGACCAGAGGUAGCAAUCACGGCCUGGAGAGACCCAGGACAGCUCCCCAGUCAGAGUUUGACCAGUUCAUCCCCCCUCAGACUGAGGCUGACUCUCAGUACUCCACUCUAACCAGUCCCUACUCCCACUAUGCUCAGUAUGUCCCCCAGACCAAUGCCACCAGCCACUACCCCCAGCAGACCCUGUACCAGCAACAGGCCCUCUACCAGCAGCACCCCUACCAAAGUCAGUCAGUUUACUCCUCUGUACCCAGCCUGUCCUAUCCCCAGGCCUCCCACUCCCACCAGCAGGCCCAGCCAUCAUGCUACCAGUCCAAGAACACCACCAACUACGAGGUGAUCCGGAACCAGCCCAUCAUCAUUGUACCCUCCUCCAGCGAGGGUGGGUAUGGGGUGGGAAAGUACAACAGCCUGGAACUGAGGAUGGGUCUGGAGGAGAGGAGAAUGGCCUCCAGCCCCAUGUCUAAUAUAUCUACUGAAUCCUUCUACGCUGACAUCGACCACCACAAUGCCAGGAACUAUGUUCUGAUAGAGGACAUAGAGCAGCUGACUAAAGGCUCUGCCGGGCUGGGGUCAGGGUUCAGCCUGACUGACAAGGACCUGUCCAAGGCUGACAGGCUGCUCCGGGCCGCUGAAGCCAGGCGCACUGCAGAGGUCGCUGCGUUCCUGGGUGACUCGCGUCUGCACAGCUACGGUAAAGGAGAUGAGGACUCUAUGGAAGAGCCCUAUGAGCUGAAGCUCCUGAAGCAACAGAUAAAGCAGGAAUUUAGACGAGGGACGGAGGGUCUGGAGCACCUCUCAGGCCUGGGCAUGCCUCAGUACCUCCCCACUGACCCCAGCUAUAGACACUUCCCUAAGGCUGAGAAGUACAGCAUCAGCCGACUGACCUUGGAGAAACAAGCUGCCAAGCAGCUCCCUGCCGCCGUGCUCUACCAGAAACAGAUCAAGAACCAGAAGAAGGCAACCCUGAUGGACCCCAAGAUAACAAAAUUCUCACCCAUCCAGGAGAGCAGAGACCUGGAGCCAGACUACAGCAGCUUCCUGGGUUCUGGAGUCUCAUCUGUCACCAACCUGUCCACACGAGCCAGACUGCUUCAGGAUGAGAUCAACUUUGGCCUGAAGAAGAACCUCUCUGAGCAGCAGAAGUACCUGGGCUCCUCUCUGGGAACUAAUCUGGCUGGCUCUCUGAGCCAGUCCCUUAGCCUGGGGGGACCCACCAUGAGGUCCACCCUACAGGAUGACACCACCUACCCCAGUGGCACGAGCUCUCGCCCUUCCUCACGACCCAAUUCCCGCCCCACUUCUGUCUAUGGCCUGGAUCUUUCCAUCAAACGGGACUUGUCUAGCUCUUCUCUCCGGAUGAGGAGUGAGGGAGAAGCCCUGGAUGCAGCGUUCGGCUCCGGACUGGCCAGGACCAAGCCCACCAGCCUGCCCAUCGGGCGAAUCCCCAUCGUGGCUCAGAACUCAGAAGAGGAGAGCCCUCUGAGCCCGGUGGGAGAGCCAAUGGGCAUGGCCAGAGCCUCAGCUGGUCCUCUACCACCUAUCUCAGCUGACUCCAGAGACCAGUUUGGCUCCAGCCAUUCCCUGCCAGAGGUCCAGCAGCACAUGAGGGAGGAGUCCAGGGCUACACGUGGACAUAGUGGGGUCUACGAUAGAGACAUAGCCUUCAUCAUGGAUGAUCUGGGGGGAGCGAUGUCUGACAGCGAAGCAUACCACCUGAGGAGGGAGGACACUGACUGGUUUGACAAGCCUGCAGAGAGACAACAUCGGGUAAACGGACAAGCUCUGGACAGGAGACAGAUGAAGUUGAUUCCCUAUGUGUAUCCUCACACCCGGAUCAAAGUACAGAGAGACCCCAAGGACAGCAGUGUUUCAGGGAAUGGCCUGGGGAUUCGUGUGGUGGGAGGGAAAGAGAUUCCUGGGAGUCGUGGUGAGAUAGGAGCUUACAUUGCCAAGGUUACGCUCGGGGGAGUGGCUGAACAGACAGGGAAAGUGGUGGAAGGAAUGCAGGUAUUGGAGUGGAACGGGGUUCCUCUGAUGGGGAAGACCUACGAGGAGGUGCAGUGCAUUAUGGGUCAGCCGUGUGCAGAGGCGGAGCUCUGUGUCAGACUUGAUCUGAACAUGCUGUCUGACGCUGAUCACCCCCAGGCCCUGGAGAACCACGCCCAGCUGAAGCCUGGUGACAGGCAGCGCUCUCCAGGAGUGGAUCCUAAGCAACUGGCUGCAGAGUUGCAGAAGGUGUCCCAACAACAGGCCCCUGGGAUGGGGCUGGGUGUGGGGGGGCCAGUAGGGGUCCUUUCUGCCCUGGACCGCUCAGCUCUGUUACACUCAGGCAAUGCAUCGGCCAGCUCUAGUGCCGUCCCCAGCCCCGGCCAGCCUGCCUCCCCAGCCAUCAACAAGAAACAACGCCACAGCACCAAGUCGACAGCAGACGUGCAACUGCUGAAGCCUCAGCCUCGUCCUGUAACAGGGGAAAUACAGCUCCAGAUCCACUACGACAGGAACCUGGGGAAUCUGAUAGUGCAUGUCCUCCAGGCCAGGAACCUUGCUCAGAGAGACCCCAAAGAAUACUCUGACCCCUUUGUCAAGGUCUACCUCCUACCAGGGAGAGGACAAGUCAUGGUAGUCCAGAACGCAAGUGCUGAGAACAAGAGGAGGACCAAGUACGUCCAGAGGAGUCUGAACCCAGAGUGGAACCAGACUGUCAUCUACAAGAACAUACACCUGGAACAGCUAAAGAAAAAGACUCUGGAGGUGACAGUGUGGGAUUAUGACAGAUCUUCCUCCAAUGACUUCCUGGGAGAAGUGUUGAUAGACCUGUCUAACACAUCCCAGCUGGACAACACUCCUCGCUGGCUGCCUCUGAAGGAGCAGAGUGAGAGCAUCGAACACAGCAGAACCCACCACACCGCUCAGGGGCCUGGGGGGCCAGGAGCAGGGACAGGGCCGGGACAGGGGUCCGUUGCGGGGCAAGAACCAGGACAGGGCUUGGGGCCAGUGAUGGGCCUCGGACAGGGGCAGGGACAGAUGGGGGAGUGCCAUGAGUCUCCUAAGAACUCUGUGAUAAAGAGCAGGAGCCACGGGAUCUUCCCUGACCCAGCAAAAGACAUGCAGAUGGUGACUCUAGAGAAAUCCCACAGUAGUCCAGGCAGCUCUAAGUCUUCUUCAGACGGCCAGCUUCGUUCCCAUGGUCCAUCCCGCAGCCAGAGCAAGAGCAGCGUCACGCAAGCCCACCUGGAGGAUGCUGGGAUAGCUAUAGCUGCCGCCGAGGCUGCCGUGCAACAGUCCCGCCUCCAACCAAGACCAGGACACAGGUUGGGGGAUGUGUCUGGGCCGGUGGUGUCCUCAGCCCCCAGUCUGAUGGAGGGGUAUGGGGGUCUGGAUGGAGACGAGGGGGCUGGCACAGGGGUGGACAGUGCCAUCUUCCAGGUCCCAUGCAUAGGGAAAAUCAUCCCCAACGGUCCUGACAAGUUUAGAGGACUGCCACUCUCGCUAUCAGACAGCGAGGGGGGUGGGGGUAAGACCCAGGUGAUGGGUGAGAUCAAGGUUGCUCUGAAGAAGGAGGUGAAACAAGAGGGAGACCAGCUGAUCCUGGAAGUACUACAGUGUAGAAACAUCACUUACAAAUUCAAGAGCCCAGACCACCUACCAGAUCUCUAUGUGAAGCUGUAUGUGGUGAACGUGGCGACUCAGAAGAGGAUUAUCAAGAAGAAGACCAGAGUGUGUCGUCACGACAGAGAACCCUCCUUCAACGAGACCUUUAGGUUCAGCCUCAACCCCACCGGACACUCCCUGCAGUUGUUCUUGGUGUCUAACGGGGGUAAGUUUAUGAAGAAGACCCUGAUAGGAGAGGCCUACAUCUGGCUGGACAAGGUGGACAUGAGGAAGAGGGUGGUCAGCUGGCACAAGCUGCUGGUCAGCUCCACACACAACCAGUCAUGAGAGAUCGACUUGAGAGGACACCGAGGGGUCAACCAGAGGUCAGUGAAGAUCAAUGAAUACUCUUGGUCAAUUGCUGUUCUUUGUCAAGAUGAGGAGUAAAGGAGUUGAGUUACACAGUGCCCUUCAUCCCCUUUGUGUUAUUCUGUAUGAAAAGAAAAGAGAGGGGGAGGAGAAGAAGAGAUAAGAGGGAAGGAAGAGGGGUUGCGGGUACGGACAUGCCCAGAAAGAACUGAUCUCCUGUUCCCUCUCCCACUGCCAUACAUGGACUGUACCCUGAUUCUUAAUUGGACCAAAGACUGUCAGAGACUGUGCCCUGAUUGGAUAGACUGCCAGCACACACACACACACACACACACACACACAAACACUCACCGAGGAAUGAAGAAGUCCUCCACUGUAAGAGGACACACACAUCUCACCACCUCUCAGCUCUCUGCUCGACAUGUCGGAUGCAAAACCUGACGUCAAACAGGACUGGGCAGCAAUAUCACAAAGAUAGUUACCAUGAUGGAACUACUCAUUUCUGUUCUGUCUGGAUCUGAUACGGUUGUUUAUGGCUUAUCAGAUCAUUUUCAUUACUGUGAUUGAUCUGUGAAAAUGUCAGUCAGUCAGUCAGUCAGUGAGUGGGGUUCAAAUUGAUGUAUUUGUUUGUGUGUUUUUGUCCUUGGCUGCUUGAAAAAGUAUGGAAUGUUUGUUGUAAGAUUCUAUUUAUGUUGUGUACAAAAAGUACAGUGCAAUUAUAUGGUUGAUAAGUAAUUAACGAAACCUGACCAUACCUGAACGCUCAAGUCCAGUAGGUGGCAGUAAUGUACCGUUACAGUUUGUUGCCAACAGCCAUAAAACUCCAACUUGACCUUACCUAGAUAGAUGUACAUGUACAUUCAGAUUUAGAUAGAUAUAUGUCAGAAUAUGAAUCAUAUCAGAGACACAGUGUACAGAGAAAUGUUAUUUAUGACCAUAGAUACAUAUAUUACAGACGAUAUGAGGUGUCUCCUCAUGUACAGUUUAUUCUAAAGACUACAUUCUGUACAGACAAGGGUAUGGAAGAAGCACAGACAAUCCGAUCCCUUUAGCUCUGGUGUUAUGCAGUUAUACUGGGUGUUAUACAGUGGGAAAAUAGGAAAAUGCAGUUCAAAUGGUGAAGGUAGAACUCAUAGCACAACUGAGACAUUAGAGGAGAACUACUACAUGGAUAUCCCUCCUCUUACAGGUGGGGAGAAGAGAACAGAUAGAAGAGGAUGUCAGGUCCCUUCCCUUCAAACUCAUUUCAGUCUGAUAUAUUGUGUUGUGAGAGAGCAGUGUGUAGGAAUCUUCCGUCCCCUCCCCUCAUUAUGUCCUGAAUGUUACUCACUGAGGAAGAUCCCAUGAUUUUACUGGACUCAUCAGACUGGUUAUGUUUUUGUGAUGUCUUACGCACAUGUGACUGGAGGCUUAAACAAUCGUUUUGGUUCGAGAGCAAAACCCAGAUUGCUGGCCACCUUGACCAACCUGCAAUCUGACAGAGGGGUGUGUAGCCUCUCUCAGGUGAGUUGCUUUGCUCCCCUGUUUGGGCUGCUGGGCUGCUCACCUAUUCUAUGUUAAAGCAACAGUUAGACACACCUGUCCUCUGCGUGUGUGACAUCACAGUCUGGUUCUGUAAAAAAAUCAUUUAAAAAUAGUUUGCUUAACAGAACACUCAACAUCUUGCUGUAAACAGUACACUGUAAACAGUAGACUGUAAAUUGUACACUGUGCAGUUAGUGUCAGUGGAUGUAAUGCGACAACACAGUGAACCAGCCUUUGUCACUGCCUCUGAUCAAAGCUCUAAGUCAUUACCUAUGUCCCAGUCAUAACAUGGCAGGACACACUGAUACACACUGGGACACACUGAUACACACUGAUAUACAGUCCAGAUCUAUGGGCUCAGAACCAUAUGGCACUACUGUUGUUAGUAUAUUAUUAUUGCCAGUGAUCUAUAUAGUGGAUCAUAGUGAACAACUUCAUCAAGUGACCCUACAGAGCUAGUACCCUCAACCAUACUGUCAGUGUCUGAAGGCAUAUCACUGAGCAACUAGGGAGGACAGAUGCAAUUUCCUAAUAAAUUAAGUCCAUAUCAGAGCCUCGAAAUUCAGACACUGAGUCAAGAUGUCACACAUGUUCAUAAGACAAAAAAACAUGAUUUUAAAGAGGGUUAGUUUUACAGAAAAUGAUAUCGUCGUGCCAACCUUGUUUUGUAUGCAAACCCAUUGGUUGUGUUGAAGUCAUUCUAUGCAACAUAGACCUUGUGUUUGAAUGCAUUUUCUUAACAUGUAAUAUCAGUGAACAUUGUGUCUGAAAAUAUGUAUCUUAUGAAUAGAAAUUUAAUUUAUUUUGGUUUAUAUAUUAUUGAAGAAAAGGAUUUAAAAAAUAGAGAGAGAUUUUUUUACUACUUAACAGCUGUUAUCAUGUACAUGAAGCUUGUGCACUUUAGUAUUACAUCGGUGAUUGAUUUCAUUGUCCUGUGUAAUGUGUCAUGACAUGCAAGUUUAAGUAUCUGUUCCAUUUAGUGUCCAUGUUGAGAUGAUGCUGAGUCAUGUUAUCGGUGCUGUAGGAAGAAGUUCAGACACCACUCUUUUUCAUUUCCAAGGCAAUAGAAAAACAAAAAACAACAUCUCCAUUCACAGACAAUUUAAGGUACAUAUUGAUUCACAAUGCACAAAUCUAAGGAGACAUCAAUCUGUAUGUUUGAUACAACCACCAACACAUGUAUGUAUAAAUCAAUGAUGAUGAGUCUGAGGAAAAAUAAUGAGAGGUUAUUUUCAAUGCCCAACUCCAGGACUGUCCAACAACCCUUAAUGGUCUCCUUAGAUUUCCCUUAGCUAGAUAGUUAAUAUACAUUGUUCCUAAGUCCGUUGCUAGUAAACGUGAAACCAAUCAAACGUGUAUCUGUUGGGUGUGAAUGUGGCAUACUCAUCUGAUCUGUGUAAAUACAAAGUGUUUUUAUUUUCUACAGAGAUUGAUGAAUCAUAUUGUCUGAGAUUCGAGCAUGUGAGUGUAAAAAAAAACACAAAAAAAACUCAAACCUGUCUGUCUGUCUGUCUGUCUGUCUGUCUGUCUGUUUGUCUGUCUGUCUGUCUCUAGUGGUGUGUGUGAGGUACUUAUGUGACCAGACUGUGUUGUCAACCCAUGGGUGUCUGACUGUACAACCAUGUCGCAGACGUCACCGAGCCAACCUGGAUGUUGCAUGUUUUGUUGAUGGUCUGUCAAUAUUUUUGCUUCCAGAUUAUGUUUAAAAAGAGAGAAUAUGUAUAGAUUUAUCGGAAAUGGUAUUCCGACUGUAUAAAGAUUAUGCUUGUAAAAUUGUCUUGUUUUUCAUUCAGUGUAAAAAUGGAGAAUCUAGCGUUCUGGUUUUGUGGUUGUACACAGGAUGUGUUGAGAUAUUAUUAUGCAAAUUGUGCUGUAAAAACCGGCUGUUUAUCUAAAGUCUAAAGAAUAAAUAUAAAAAGAGAUUUAUUCCACAACCUUAAA
Molecule: messenger RNA, 25953 nt
Organism: Oncorhynchus masou masou (cherry salmon)
Lineage: Eukaryota; Metazoa; Chordata; Actinopteri; Salmoniformes; Salmonidae
Product: protein piccolo-like
Exons: 38
Coding region: 1-22467 (7488 amino acids)
Biological process (GO): protein localization to synapse; presynaptic active zone assembly
Cellular component (GO): glutamatergic synapse; cytoskeleton of presynaptic active zone; GABA-ergic synapse
Molecular function (GO): metal ion binding; protein binding; structural constituent of presynaptic active zone
Source: RefSeq, a predicted model, not a curated record